AAUGUCUUCCUGAUCAUGGUCAAUGUCACUCGCGCCCCCGGGACGGCUCAGUCAAGCGUCUCUAAAAUGUGGAAGCAUUUAAUAAUUUUAUUUACUAUAGGAUUUGGUGUGUCUUUAGGCACUCACUUUAGAGGAGCGAUUAUUAUGUGGGAGCCAGAUGACACUGGAAUGGCGAUCAAAGUUCACUUCAGAAUAUCUUGGAGAAGAUCGUAUUCGUCACAUUAUUAUUGUGACGACACCAUCAUCAGUAACAGGACACUCAUCGGCACCGACUCCAUGACGUGUUUCUCAGGCUGUACAGGCAAUGUCGGAUCAUUGCAGUUUUUGUGUACUGAUUAUAAUACUGGCAACGACGACUGGACUACAGGCAGGAAUACAAUAACGUAUACUCCAGGAGUUACAGCGUUUACAUUUGGAUACACAGGUUGCUGCUGGAUUUCGACUCUCGUGUAUGGUAAGGAUAGCAGCUGGCAGUUUCAGGCCACGGUGGACAUGAGUGUCCGGAACGACACAGAGCUCAUCAAUCGCUCUCCUACCGUCGAGAUGGCGCCAAUAGUUGUCCUCCUGUCAGGAUGUACCUACACUAUUCAGUUGCCAGUUGGCGAUGUAGAUGGGGACAUCGUCAGGUGCAGAUGGGCGUCAACUACCAAUGAAUGCGCUGGAGUUUGCAAUGCAAUUCCUGGCGCGACAAUCAAUCAGACUCAGUGCUCCAUUACCUACUCGGCCUACACUGUCGGAUACUACGCGGUGGCAGUCCAGAUAGAAGACUUCAGAAGCCAGAUCAGCACUAUACCUCUCAGCAGCAUACCUCUCCAGUUCUUGGUUCACGUGAUUUCAUGUACAAACUGCACGUGUGACAGCGCCCCGGAGUUCGUCAGUCCAACACCGAGGUCGGACGAAUGUUACGCUAUCAAAGUGGGGGAUCAGUUUCAAGUGUCCAUCACAGCGAGGAGUAAAUACAUCCUGCGAAGUGUGACGACGAUUACCGCUAUCGGGAUGAGGCGGUCCACGGCUACGCAGUCCACUGACGGUACGUGGAACUACAUUUUUGUGAACAUCACAUGGGCGCCAACGGCGUCUGACGGUGGACGGGACCACAGCCUCUGCUUCUACGCAACCGACAACAACAUUGGAAUAAGCAGCAUUGCACAGUGCAUUCGAAUAGCUGUGUCCGUUCCAGGGCCCAUUCCUCUACGAGUGGAACGCGUAGCGCUUACAAAUCUGUGGGUUAUUGUCAUUGAUAAGUCGUUCAAAAGACCGAACGCAUCAGCUUUCAUAGAGGUCUACCAGACAUCAACUGACACAUUGGUCGAGAGCGUUGAUGUCGCGACAUCCAGUGACGUCGUGUAUGACGUUAACUACAGACGUAUCAACGUAACACUUAGUUACCCAUACGAUAUAGACACACACUACCACGUGAUUCUGCCACCAGGACUCGUGGAAGGUUACGUCAGUUGCGGAGCUCUGUCGGUUGCCAUUAACAACACAUCGUUUUGGAAAAUAGAAUUAGACUGUGGACCGUUGACGCUUGGUAAUGGGUCAGUGUUGGCACCAAACGGUACUGCAUACCCGGCAAGUAUCAACUACGUGUGCAAUCCUGGGUUUGAUUUAAUGAGAAACAAUACCCGCACCUGUCAGGCUAACAGAACAUGGACCGGAUAUGAUCCAUUCUGUCAGAUAAGGGAUUGUGGUACAUUUCAACUUCCCUUUAACGGCCAUGUAUCAACGAGAUCCACAGUGUACAACACUACCGUUCUUUUCACCUGUGACACUGGUUACACUAUAAACGGAUCAUCAACAAUGUACUGUAACGCGUCGGGAACUUGGUCUGACGUUGCACCAGUUUGCAAUAUUGUCAACUGCGGUUCGCCCCCACCAUUAUUGGACGGCUUUGUGUCCACGCCAAAUGGUACCACGUUCAUGGAGCAAGCUUACUAUUCAUGUAAACCAGGGUUUGACUUAAUUGGCCAGCAAUCUAGAAUGUGUCAGGCUAAUUCCAUUUGGACGUUGAUCAACACAUCGUGUGUUCCGAAAGAUUGUGGCCCUAUUAACAGUCCUGCCAAUGGCAACAUAAAUCUUAAUGGUACGACCUUUGGUAACAUUAUUUCGUACACGUGCAUCUUUGGUCACGCGCUCAUUGGGGACAAGUCACGCGUAUGCCUUGCCAGUGGAGUGUGGAGUGGUAGCGAUCCUGUCUGCACUUUGAAAGAUUGCGGCUCACUACCUGCACCGUCCCAUGGCUCAGUGUUCGUUCCGGUGACACUUUACGGAUCAUACGCCGUGUACGAAUGCGUCCGCGGCUACCAUAUUGACGGAAUAAGCACGAGAAAAUGUGAAGCUGAUGGAAAGUGGACCUUGCCUAUUCCGACGUGUACUUUAACAGACUGUGGUCACUUGACUUCCCCCACCCAUGGCUCAGUGAGUUUCAACUCCACUCUACUGGACGACUGCGCCGUAUUCUCAUGUCAUACAGGGUAUGACGUAAUUGGAAAUGAAGUCGUCUGCUGUCAGAAAAAUGGUACAUGGACCAGUUCCAAAACUUUUUGUUCUCUUAAAGACUGUGGAACACCGAACCAGCCCGCGAACGGACGGAUGACAGUCAAUGCCACAACUUACCUGGGAACGACCGUAUUCUCGUGCAAUCUGGGUUAUAGUCUAAUAGGCAGUCAGAUAUUGUUGUGUCAGGCUAAUGGGACAUGGAAUGCUCUCGAACCAGUCUGUCAAAUCAGAGACUGUGGAUCCUUGCUGGCACCAGAAAGUGGAAGUGUUUCAUACACAAGUUCUAUAUACCAGUCCGUAGCAAGGUACGAUUGUAACACAGGAUACGCUAUGGUAGGCAAUGGAACACGAUUCUGCCUGAGCGAUGCCACGUGGAGUGGACAGCCACCCUUUUGUCAAAUUAAAGAUUGCCGAAUACCUCCGAUUCUACUAAACGGUACUGCCGCUUUCAGCAACACAACGUUUGGAUCAACUGUCCUGUACACAUGCGAUGCAGGGUUUGACCUCAUCGGAAACAAUGUGUCUGAAUGUUUGGAAUUCGGGAACUGGAGCAGUCCACACACAUGGUGUCGAAUCAAAGACUGCGGAAGCUUACCCCCUCCACUGAAUGGCGUGGCGACUAUCGGACUCACAGUGUUUGGCAGCACAACAACCUAUUCCUGUGAGGUUGGCUACGACCUCAUGGGAAGCUCUGCUCUUCUCUGUGAAGCUAACGGCAGAUGGAAUGCUUCGGUACCCACAUGUAAAAUACGUGAAUGCUCUCACUUAAGCAACCCACCGGAUGGAAAUAUGACGUUUACAAGUAUAACUUACAGAUCCGUGGCGACGUAUACAUGCAACAUUGGUUUUGAUCUGAUUGGAGUUUCAACACGUGAAUGUCUCAAUAACAGAUCAUGGAGCCAAGAAAUCCCUUUCUGCAAAAUUAAAGACUGCGGUCCCCCACAUAUUCCCAGCCACGGUUCCGUGUUAGGCAACCUGACCACGUACGGGGCGUUAAGCCAGUAUUCCUGUAACAAUGGAUAUGAUCUGGUUGGAAGCAGCAUGUCCACGUGUACUCAAUUCGGCAACUGGAGUGCACCGGACAUAUUUUGCCAAAUAAAAGACUGUGGGCCGCUAACAGGUCUUAAUAACGGUCACGUCUCAUACGUCAACACGACGUACACAGAACUUGCCUUCUAUAUCUGUGAUACCGGAUAUGACAUGAUUGGUAACGCGACUCGAGUUUGUCAGGCGACUGGAACAUGGUCUGGAUCGCCACCGUCAUGCCGUAUCAAAGAUUGUGGUCAACUUCCGCCGCCACAAAAUGGCUAUGUGUAUCAACCAUUAACAACAUACGGCGCGUUCGCUCUGUUUAUAUGUAACAGAGGCUACCACAUUAUGCCGCCCUUCAUGAUCACGAGGUUUUGUCAGGCUGAUGGUACAUGGGCAUCUGCGAGCCCUUCUUGUCAACUUACCGACUGCGGUAAUCUUACAUCGCCGGUUAACGGAAAGGUAACACAUAACGGCACUCUGUUGGACAACUGCGCUGCUUACUCGUGUAACACCGGAUAUGACAUCAUUGGGCGAACGAACGUCUGCUGUCACGAAAAUGCCACAUGGACAAGCCAAAACACAACUUGCCGUUUAAAGGACUGUGGACCACUAAUCCGCCCUGUUAAUGGGCAUAUGACAAUCAAAGCCACAACUUUCUUGAGCGUGUCUGAAUUCACUUGCGACGAGGGUUAUGAUCUGAUUGGAAGUGAAAGCUUGGUUUGCAGGACAGAUGGAACAUGGAAUGACACAGAACCAACAUGUAGAAUAAGAGAUUGUGGAUCCUUGCUCGCACCAGCCAGUGGCACUGUUGUUUAUGCAAGGUCUACAUACGGAUCCGUAGCUAUAUACCAGUGUAACACAGGCCACGAUAUGGUAGGCAAUGGAACACGUGACUGCCUGAGCAAUGCCACAUGGAGUGGACAGCCCCCCGUUUGUCAAAUUAAAGAUUGCCAAAUACCUCAUAUUCCAUUGAAUGGCACUGCCGCUUUCAGCAACACAACCUUUGGAUCAUCUGUCCUGUACACGUGCGAUGCUGGUUUUGAUCUCAUUGGAAACAACGUGUCAGAAUGUUUGGAAUUUGGAAACUGGAGUAGUCUACAUUCACACUGUCAAAUCAAAAACUGCGGAAGCGUACCUCCUCCUCUUAAUGGCGUGACGACUAUCGGACCCACAGUGUUUGGAAGCUUAAUUAUCUGCACGUGUGAUAUUGGUUACGACCUUGUUGGAAGCUCUGCUCUUUUCUGUGAAGCCAACGGCAGAUGGAAUGCUUCGGCACCCACGUGUAGAAUACGUGAAUGCUCCUAUUUAAUCCAUCCAACCAAUGGUCAGGUUAUAUUCAUCAAUAUCACAUUUGCAUCAAUGGCGACGUACAUAUGCAACAUUGGUUUUGAACUGAUUGGUGUUUCAACACGUGAAUGUCUCAGCAACACAUCCUGGAGCGAUGAAGAGCCUGUCUGCAAAAUUAAGGAUUGCGGUCCCCCACAUAUUCCCAGCAAUGGUAACGUGUCAGGCAAUCUGACCACGUACGGUUCGUUAAGCCACUAUUCCUGUAACACUGGAUAUGAUCUGGUUAGAGGCAAUAUGUCCACGUGUACGCAAUACGGAAACUGGAGCGCACCCGACAUAUUUUGCCAAAUAAAAGAUUGCGGACCGCUCAUAAGCCCCCAAAAAUGUCACGUUUCUUACGUCAACACGACGUACACAGAACGCGCCUAUUUCAGCGCUGAAACCGGAUAUUACAUAAUUGGUAACGCGACAAGAGUUUGUCAGGCGAAUGGAACAUGGUCCGGAAUACCACCGUCAUGUCAUAUCAAAGAUUGUGGCGGUUUGCCUGCGCCACUGAAUGGAAAGGUGAUCCAACCUUUGACGACAUACGGCUCCUACGCUCUGUUCGUGUGUGACGAGGGCUACCACAUCGUGCCUGACCGCAUGAACAAUCGCCAAUGUCUGGCGAACGGGACAUGGGGAUCCGUGAACCCUAGCUGCAAGCUAACAGACUGCGGACCACUGCCGACUCCACAACACGGACACGUGUUCUUUAACUCCACCCUGUAUGGCGCGCUGGCGUCUGUGUCGUGUGAUGUGGGUUACGAUAUGGCCGGCCCCGAAACUGUGACUUGCACAACAUUCGAGCAAUGGUCAUAUGUGUCUCAUUCUUGCACCAUAAAAGAUUGUGGUCCCAUUGAAAGACCUUCUAAUGGCCGCUUUUUGGGUAAUGGCACGACCUAUGAUUCAUUCGGAAUGUUCAUAUGCUAUGAAGGUUACACUUUAGUUGGGGAUUCUUCCAUGUUUUGUCAAGAAACGGGCUAUUGGAACGGAACUACUCCUGUAUGUCAAAUAAAAGAAUGUCAGGUUCCUGUUGCACCAAGCAAUGGCAACGUCGACUAUAUCUCGGUUCAUUUCGGCUCCAUGGUAACAUACCGAUGUCUAGCUGGGUACACGCUAGUGGGUGAUGUUUCCAGGACAUGCGGAGCGCACGCCACGUGGACCGGAGAAACACCAUCUUGUGUUAUAAAAGAUUGUGGAAGUCCAGUGCAUGUGUUGAACAGUUUAAUGGUGUUCAAUUCGACGACCUACCUAUCACAGGCCCACAUCGCCUGUCUCGAGGGGUUCGACCUCGUUGGGAGCAAGUUGGUUGUCUGUACACAAGAUGGCAUUUGGAAUGACUCAAACAUUUCUUGCCGUAUAAAAGACUGCGGUCAGCCAUCGACUCCAAAGCACGGAUACGCAGCCUACAACGACACGAUAUUCGGUAGUCAAAUUGAAGUAAAAUGUAACACUGGAUACGAAAUAUCGUCUACAACUUUUGGCGAAUGUGAUUACAAUGGCAAUUGGAGUUACAUCUCUCCAGUUUGCACAAUUAAAGAUUGUGAGCAACUGUCUGAUAUCGACCACGGAAUUGUGACGUUUACCAAGACUACAUUCGGCGAGACAGCGAACUACAGUUGCAACGACGGAUAUGAACUGAACGGCGCGACUACCAGACAUUGUAAUGCCAGCGGGAUGUGGAGCGGUGAUAAACCAGUCUGCGUCAUCGCAGAUUGCUUUCCACUUGUUUUGCCGGUUAAUGGUCAGGCUAAUGGAAACAACAGACAGUUUGGAGGCGUGGUGGUUUUCACGUGUGACACGGGAUACACGCUUGUUGGCGAAAUGUACACUUAUUGCCAAGCAAACAAAACUUGGAGCAACCCAACACCUAAAUGUGAAAUAAUGGACUGCGGACAGCCACUGGCACCAAUCAAUGGAUACGCAGUCUACAACAGCACCACAUUCGGGAGUCAGAUUGCAGUAAAAUGUAACACUGGCUACGAAAUAUCGUCUUCGACCAUUGGCGAAUGCGAUUACACGGGCAAUUGGAGUUACAACUCUCCAGUUUGCACAAUUAAAGACUGCGGUGACAUUUCUCUUCGCACGGUGGGAAAUAUUUCAUACAAUGGCACCACUUACGGACAAGCUGCUGUAAUUACUUGUCCGUUAGGCUAUGAUGCGAAACACGAGGUCAUUAUGUGCACCAAACAGUCAACAUGGAACGGCACGGCUGAAUGUAUAAUAAAAGAUUGUGGCCGUUUGUCCUCACCGCCCAAUGGUGCUCUUGAAUUGAAUGCCAGCACAUAUGGCAGCCUUGCAAGUACAUCGUGCAAUGUCGGGUAUGACCUUGUAGGAGUGCCCACACUAUCUUGUACAUCUAAUGGACAGUGGUCGAACACGUUGGCAAUUUGUGUAAUCAAAGAUUGUGGCGUCAUACAAGCGAUUGGCCAUGGAUCUGUGAUAUUCAAUACAACGACGUUCGAAUCAAAGAUGUCAUUCCUGUGUGAUGAGGGUUUCCUUCUAGUUGGACAACAAGAAGUUAGAUGCACUGAACACGGACACUGGAGUUCAGUAAUGCCCUUUUGCAAACAAGCUGAUUGCGGUAAGCCAGUCGCGGUGGCCAACUCGGUGUACGAGACUAAUGGCACAACAUACGGUUCAUUUGUGCGGUACAGCUGUAACGCUGGGUAUCGUCUUGUUGGAGAACCCGUGUCAUCCUGCUUCUUGAACGAGAAGUGGAGCCAAACGCCCAUAUGUACAAUACUGGAGUGUGGACCACUGGAGGUUCCCGAUUCAGGGAAUGCCACAGUUUCGUCUACAACUUUUGGCUCCAGUGCAAUCUACUGGUGUAAUAAAGGAUAUCAUCUUGUUGGGAACCAACUAAGAACUUGCUUGCAAAAUGGAACCUGGUCUGGUGACAAACCUUCGUGCAUUCCUAAAGACUGUGGGCGUCUAUUUGAUCCUGCAAACGGCAAGGUAUUCUUCAAUAACACCACUUUUGGAGCGAAAGCCGUAUUUUCGUGUCAAGAGGGAUACGUCAUGUCGGGUACAGACUUGGUGACAUGUAUGGCAAAUGGUUCAUGGAGCAUCCCAUUUCCAGACUGCAGCAUCGCAGAUUGUGGUAACCUUACUGCGCCUGAUCACGGCACGCUAUAUAUGAAUUCCACAGUUUACGGAUCACAUGCACACGUUGGGUGCAAUGACGGUUACACCUUGAACGGACCGGAGCUUAUAGCUUGCUCUGACAAUGGCACAUGGAAUCAUUCAAUGGUUUCGUGUUCUGCUCGCGAUUGCGGUGAAGUGGAUGAACCCAUCAACGGCGCGAAGGUGACUCCGUAUUCUACUCUGUUUGACUCGACCAUUGGAUUUGUUUGCAACGAGGGAUACGUCUUAACUGGAAAUGAACAGCUGUAUUGUACUAAAGAAGGCGUCUGGAAUGGCGGACCUCCUACAUGUGAAGUGCAAGCUUACCACGCAGCAAAGAUAGGUGGCGCUGUGGGAGGCACAAUGGGCGUUCUUCUGCUGUUCACCGUUGGGGUGAUCGUCUAUCUUGUUCGUGGCAACUUAAACAGGCCUUCCUUGGACUUUGAAGGCAUUUCUCGCAAAGGCAGCGUUAUGGUUGAGGCUCCAUUCCAAGAGCAAGGGACUAGACAAAGCCUCUUUAGGUCAUCUGUCAACACUACACCUAGUAGCGUCUACCGACCGGCAAAAAUGUGGCAAACUGGGUAUCAAAUACCAAUGCAAACUUAUUGAGAUGUCAAGAGGCACGAUGUGCGAAAAGACAACUUAACAUACUAUUUAGCAUCACCUUUCUAUUGUUACCUUUUGGUGUGAGAACUGUUUCCUUGUUUAACGCUUUAUUUAACUUCAUUUGAAGUUCGAAAUAUGUUUUAAUAAUUUUUGGGAUGUUGUUAUCGACAUUAUUUAUUAAACUUUGUCUUUUUACUUA
Dreissena polymorpha is the source of this 8788-nucleotide messenger RNA. RefSeq names its product sushi, von Willebrand factor type A, EGF and pentraxin domain-containing protein 1-like. NCBI's taxonomy places the organism in Eukaryota, Metazoa, Mollusca, Bivalvia, Myida, Dreissenidae. The record is from RefSeq and is a predicted model, not a curated record. The coding region runs from base 16 to 8592 and encodes 2858 amino acids. The transcript has 53 exons.